Molecule: messenger RNA, 2127 nt
Organism: Anopheles stephensi (Asian malaria mosquito)
Lineage: Eukaryota; Metazoa; Arthropoda; Insecta; Diptera; Culicidae
Product: mitochondrial import inner membrane translocase subunit TIM44
Exons: 3
Coding region: 199-1485 (428 amino acids)
Biological process (GO): protein import into mitochondrial matrix
Cellular component (GO): mitochondrial inner membrane
Molecular function (GO): protein-folding chaperone binding
Source: RefSeq, a predicted model, not a curated record
ACGCAGUGGUUCUUACGUCAUUCACGGCCGUGCGUGCACGGUUUUUUAGCAAGGAGCACAAAGUGCAAUGGUGUAUGGCGUAAGACGAUGAAAAUUCAGCGAAAAACACUGAUAGUACACUUUUUCUGAGCCCCGUAGCAUCAAUCAACAGUCAAUCGAUUCGGUAACGUUUGAUUCACACCAGCAACGAACGCCAAAAUGCAACAGUUGUACGCAACCGGUAGAAUAGUGCCAUUCCUAUUAGCCCGCACUGCCAACCAAGCUGUACCAUGCUCGCUGCGUGCCUACUCGGCCCGCAGGCCAGGCUUCUUCACGCAGGUCAUCGAUAACAUUAAGCAGGAGAUGGAGAAGAACAAGGAGAUGAAGGAAAACCUGAAAAAGUUCCGCGAGGAAGCGCAAAAGCUGGAGCAGUCGGACGCACUGAAGGCGGCCCGGCAAAAGUUCAACACGGUCGAAUCGGAAGCUUCCAAGAGUAGUGAGGUGCUGAAGGAGAAUCUGGACAAAAUACGGGGCCGCAUGACGGAAGCGCUGGACGAAGCGUCCAAGACGGAUCUGGCCCGGAAGGCCGGUCAGCUCGGCGAGGAGCUGAGCAAGACGGCACGUGGCGUCGGUGAAACGCUGGCCGAGAAGGGGCAGGUGAUCGGCCAGUCCGGUGCGUUCCGGGGCAUUAGCGAAACGGCGAAAGUGGUACGGCAGGAGAUGGACAACCAGAGCAUCGAGGCACGGGUAUACCGGAGCCCGGAAAAGUUACGCAAGCGGGUGGAGGUGUCGAUGGCGACCGACCCAUCCCGGGUGGUGGAACCGAACGCGGAAGCGACCGGGGUCGAGCUGCACAAAGACAGCAAGUUCUACCAGUCGUGGGAAGAUUUCAAGAACAACAAUCAGUACGUUAACAAGGUGCUCACGUGGAAGAUGAAGUACGACGAGUCGGAAAAUCCGAUGAUCCGGGCGUCACGGUUGCUCACGGACAAGGUGAGCGACAUCAUGGGCAAUCUGUUCUCGAAGACGGAGCUGUCGGAAACGCUGACCGAGAUUUGCAAAAUUGAUCCGAGCUUCGAUCAGAAGCAGUUCCUGCGGGACUGCGAGAACGAUAUUAUACCGAACGUGCUGGAGUCUAUCGUGCGAGGCGAUCUGGAGGUAUUGCGCGACUGGUGCUUCGAAAGCACGUACAGCAUCAUCGCGACACCGAUCUCCCAGGCGCAGAAGGCCGGCUAUCGGCUCGAUUCCAAGAUACUGGACAUUGAAAACGUUGACCUGGCGAUGGGCAAGGUGAUGGAGCAGGGCCCGGUACUGAUCGUCACCUUCCAGACGCAGCAAAUUAUGUGCGUGCGGGACGCCAAGGGUACGGUCAUCGAGGGUGACCCGGAGAAGGUGAUGCGGUGCCAUCAUGUGUGGGUGCUGUGCCGCGAUCCGAACGAGCUCGACCCGAAAGCUGCCUGGCGGUUAAUGGAGAUGUCGGCCAACAGUACGGAACAGUUUGUGUAGAGUCCGUGCACCGUGGACUACCUCUUCGCCCAGUCACCUAGAUCGCAAGUGUGUGAAUGUGUGCGCGUGUGUGUGUGUGUAUGAAUGUAUGGAGUACGGCGCGAACACAGCAAUCCAAAACAAAAAUGGAAAUGCGACAGACGUUCCUUUCUCAUCUGUGAUCGCAUAUCAUCGUGCGUGUUCGCGGCCCGAAAAGAAUGGCCAUUUUUGGCGCGUGCCUGUGUAGAAUUUGCGACAAUUAGAAGCUAUAUAAAUGAUAGUGUACAGAUGCGUGUGUUUAUGAAACCGGGGGGCUCAAGAAUUGUAUUGCGUGCGUUUGGGUGGUCGCGCCCACGGUGAUUAUCGGAUAAUUGAUGCUGAACGAACCGAACCAGCAUGGAAGCGCGACCAUCGCAAAGUACGUGUGCAGCGCAGGAGAGGCCGUAACGAAGUCGAAGCUAUCGUGGCAAAUAGUUUGGCAGCGAUAGUACGUUCGCUUUCAGUGUUUUAAGUUUGAAUCGUUUUUCAAACGAUACCUUAUUUUAGUGUUAAAUAUUUCGUACGAGCUGAUAACCGAGCAUGGGAGCGAAUGUGUGUCUCUGUGUGUAUAGGGAAAUAAAGAAGAAACGCAUAAAGGGAUGCCCGGAUCAUAAGAGAACUCUA